Musca vetustissima is the source of this 630-nucleotide messenger RNA. RefSeq names its product epidermal growth factor-like protein. Bases 1 to 630 code for a protein of 209 amino acids. Lineage: Eukaryota; Metazoa; Arthropoda; Insecta; Diptera; Muscidae. The transcript is spliced from 3 exons. The record is from RefSeq and is a predicted model, not a curated record.
AUGAUUAUUAGAAGAGGCAUAAUACUUGUAUAUAUCUGGAGUGGAAUACUUACCAAACACCUAAAGUUCUUAUACAGUGCAGCUCAUGAUCUAAAUGAUCCACCACCACCAUGUUCGGCCUAUGAAAUGUUAAUCAUCAAUACCAAACAAUGUGUAUCGCGCUGUCCCAUCCGCUGUAUGGAUGGCGUUUGUUUUGAGGAUGGCCAGUGUCCCUGUGCCAAUGCGUAUAUGACAUCAUUUAAUAAUGGCCUAAUAUGUGCCCAACAAUGCUUACCGGGCUGUGUGGAAGCCGGUGGUUAUUGUGCCGCUCCAGAUAUAUGUGUUUGCAAACAAAAAGGUUCCACAUUUGAUCCGGUAACAAGAAAAUGUUGGAAGCAUUCCAUUUUUAGAGACAGAUGUCGAGGGCGCUGUAUGUAUGGUCAUUGCAAUCAUGAGGGUAUUUGUACCUGUGCCCAGGGGUUCAAAACAACAAAUAAUAUUUUUGGCCAGCUAUGUGAACCUGUUUGUAAGCAAAAAUGUGGACGUCGAGCUUACUGUUUUCUACCUAACAUGUGCGCCUGUCGCAAAAAGCACGAGCACUAUGGCCCAGAUGGUUUAUGUUAUCCUGAUCAUGUUGAUUAUAUAUUUUAA